Molecule: messenger RNA, 1198 nt
Organism: Triplophysa dalaica
Lineage: Eukaryota; Metazoa; Chordata; Actinopteri; Cypriniformes; Nemacheilidae
Product: probable thiopurine S-methyltransferase
Exons: 9
Coding region: 155-856 (233 amino acids)
Molecular function (GO): thiopurine S-methyltransferase activity
Source: RefSeq, a predicted model, not a curated record
GAAGGCUCCACCUCUCGGUGCGACGCGCAAUUUUACGUGUGACAAAGGCCACGCCCACCUUACGCUCGUGCUUCCUGUUAUGAAACGCAAGCUCCGAAGGCACUAGGUGCUCGCUAAACUGAAUCUAUCAAAUCAUAUCUGAAGACGAGAAACCAUGUCAGCCCAGGAAAACAGAGUGAUGGCUUUGUCGGAGUGGGAGGAAAGGUGGCAGACAGGCAGAACUGGUUUUCACCGUCCCAUAGUGCACAAGUUUCUGGAAAAAUACUUGGACAAAAUUGUACAUGGACAAAAGAGUAUUCGAUUCUUUUUUCCACUGUGUGGUAAAGCUGUGGAGAUGAAAUGGCUGGCUGAUAUGGGUCACACAGUGGUUGGAGUUGAAAUUUCCGAAAAAGGAAUUAAACAGUUUUUUGAAGACCAAAGCCUUAGAUACAACGAAGAACCUGUACCAGAAAUUCCAGGAGCAAAGGUUUUUAAGAGUGCGGAUGGGAAGAUCUCCAUCUAUCAGUGUGAUUUAUACAAGUUCUCCAGCAGUGCAAUUGCAGGGAAGUUUGGAGGAAUUUGGGAUAGAGGAGCAAUGGUGGCAAUAAACCCAUGCGACAGGCAAAAGUAUGCCGCUCUCCUCACGUCCUUAAUGGAGAGUGACUGCAGAUAUCUUUUAGAUACAGUGGAAUAUAAUCCUGAGCAGCAUAAAGGUCCACCGUUUCUGGUCACAGAAGAUGUUUUAAAACAAUUAUUUGAAGGUGCCUGUGACAUUGAAUUGCUUCAGUCUGCAGAUGGCUUUGAGGAAAGACACAGAGCAUGGGGAAUAGAUUACUUGACUGAGAAAGUGUACCUUCUCACUCCAAAGAAACAAUGAGAUUUCACUGUUGGCAUACUUUUAUUUACAUUCUAGGUGGGAAGUAAAUAAAAAGAAACCACCUAAAUGAUGCCAAAUUGCAAACAUCUUUUUUUGUCUAUAGAUGUAAUAAUUAAAGACAAUGUAUCAAUAUUUUCAUAGAAGGAAUUGUUACCUGUAAUACACAUACAGUGGAUGCCCACAAGAUGGCGUCAGUUCAAAAGGGAAAACUGUACAACAUGGCAAUAAAAAGAGAGACAGCCCUGUCUAAGUGUUUUAUAACGGAUGACACUAAAGAUGUAAAGAUCAAGUAGCCUAUCAAACUCAUUUUCAAUCAUCUUUUUCCGUAUCAAAUAAUAUCAA